Molecule: messenger RNA, 950 nt
Organism: Vigna radiata var. radiata (mung bean)
Lineage: Eukaryota; Viridiplantae; Streptophyta; Magnoliopsida; Fabales; Fabaceae
Exons: 5
Coding region: 121-702 (193 amino acids)
Biological process (GO): ubiquitin-dependent protein catabolic process via the multivesicular body sorting pathway
Cellular component (GO): ESCRT I complex
Molecular function (GO): ubiquitin binding
Source: RefSeq, a predicted model, not a curated record
AAUAGUUAAAUUUUCAAAUAAUUAUAUGAGUAAAACAUUUUCUUUGAUCAGUCAAAGAAAACAAAACUUCAAGGUGAAGUUAGAAUCCUGUUACGAAGUGUAAAGGCACACGCUUGUUCGAUGGACUAUGAUUUCAGAAGCAGGUCGGGCCUACAAGCUCCGAUGUACCGUCAGCAACAGCCACCGCCACCGCCUCCGAUGUACCGUCCGACACCGUAUGAGCAGAAUCACACACCUUCAUCAGGAUUAGGAUUUGGCGUUAGGGUUGCUAUAAGGCCAGAAUAUAGGAUCACACCGCCUCCUCACUUAUCGCCUCAUGCGGGAGAUAAUCCAAGGAGCAACUUCCAAUUUGAUUUUGAAUUAGAGAGAAAAAUUUUAGCUGAAGCGGAUAAGGAUAACCCAAAUUGGAGCAAAUUUGGAUCAGAAAAUAUCCCGACCAAAGUUUCUGAUUCUUCAACUGCAAAGGUUCCUGCUGUGGAUUCCAUUGUGAGCAAAUUUAUAGCUAUGGGGCUCAGCCAAGAAGCUGUUCCAAUUGCUGUUGAAAACUAUGGUGAUGAUCCAACCAAAGUUCAAGAAUUUGUGAAAGGCUACACACUUCUACGUGAAAUGGGAUUUUCAUCAAAUAGUGUUGCGGAAGCUCUGGUCAUGAAUGACAACCGUACAGACAGGGCACUAGCGCAUUUCCUUAACGGUUCAUCGUAGAGAUUAUUAAUGACUGAGGAAUAUAUUAGUUUCUUUGUACGAUGAUAAAGGUCAGAUAUAGGUUGAAACAUGGGCAAUCUGUUGGUGUCCUUAGUUUUAUAUACUCAUAUGUUGGUGAGUUGUGGAAUUGGUUUUGGUUUUGGAUUGAAAGGAUCGGUGAUUCUUAGAGAUAACAAAUAGAUCUAAUUUCCUCCCCGUGUUAUGUUUUGCUUUGCUUUGGAUGUCAAACGAUUAAUUACGUUAUUCUA